Sclerotinia borealis F-4128 is the source of this 1848-nucleotide messenger RNA. The record is from the annotation of a GenBank genome assembly. Lineage: Eukaryota; Fungi; Ascomycota; Leotiomycetes; Helotiales; Sclerotiniaceae.
AUGAGCACAACCGCCUACACCUGGCAAAAACAAACAGCAGGACCACCUCAACCGGCGGAGGAGAGAAUGCACAAAUUGGAAGGUAACACACGAUUACCGGGAAUGGCCGUAUUUUCUUACCAAACGAUGCACCAAGCUCAUUUACAAUGCUCCUUGUGUGGUUAUGGUUGUGGUGAAAUACAAUGGACGACAUCAUUUCGUGCUGUACUGCGAACUCAAGAUGAGGAUAUGGUUCUCACUCAUCCAACAUAUACCUCUUCUCCCAUGGGUUUCUGCCUUAUAAUAUUUCCUUAUACAAGCUCUAGAAAUUCCAAUCAUCAGGAGAUCAAGGUUCAUUGUCAACGAAAUAUUAUUCCUGGCAGUUUUAAUUGCUUUCUCGUUCACGAUGUUUGUCUACAAACUUUGCAAAACAUACUAAAGAUGGAUAUACCACCUAAAGUUCUAUUUGCGUUUUGUCAAGCUUUGACAGAGGAUUGGAUGAGAAAGGAGAGUUUAUCAAGAUAUAAGAAUCAAUCUCAAGCCAAUUUCGACCUAUCUACCCUGAUAUUCAAAGCAUUACCACCAUCGGAAAAUAAUCCAAAUCUCAAUCACGAAUCCAAAUUCGAUAAAUUACCGUUGGAAAUAAUAUGGAUGAUUUUAUACUAUCUUGACUCAAAAUCGCUAUUCAGCUAUUUCAUCUCUAAUCGAUUUGCAUUAUCACUAUCUACACAAUAUUCUCCUUGGCAACUUCUUCUCUCGUAUACGAAUUCAAUCUUGAAACAGUCGAUAACGAUACAAGAUAUAGUAAUCUUUGCUCAUCGUAGAUUUGAUGACGAUGAUUACAUUGCUAUGGAUGGGUUAUUAUCAUGGAUACGAAUACUGGACCAUUUAGCAUCUAUGUUAAAAGCUCGAUAUCCAUCAUACUCUUUGUCUUUCUGGAUCCCUCCUAAACCGAUGGAUAAUUUGCCUCAAAAGCAUCAUUUCCCACUUGGACCUCGAAAAAUUACAACACAUAUACCUAAUACACUUACUGGAUUUAAAGUGUAUUUAAUUUCAAUACACGGUCAAAAAUAUGUAUCUGGUCUAGAAGGUAUUCCAUCUAGUGCUCAGAUAUCCAUUGGAGUCUGCCAUGGUAUUUCAUACCACAUCUACUUUCGAGCAAACCAAAUAUCCAACCUCGGUUUCGUUGUUGAUUCUUUGGGUAUACGCAGUCUUAAAUUCGGCGAGUCUGAAUGGUCAUCUGGAGUUCCUUCCAUUUUGAAUUGGUUCGAAGGCAUUAGUAUCGAUAAUGAUUCGAAUAAUCAACUAGUUGUUUUUACAGAUGCUUUGAAGUUCCGACAAAUUUACUGGCAGUAUAACUCGAAUAUAACCUUACCCUUCCCAGAAACUAUCAUUAUGAAGCCCUUUCGAAUAGGAGCAUUAUCGCUAGAGCACUAUGUAAGUCGAAACAAUAUUAGAAUAUCUUCUCAUAGAAAACAUGAGGUAUCAACGGAAUCGGUAUUCUUUGAUGAGGAUAUGUUUGCGAUAUCUGUGAGAUUGGAAUGUGGUGUUGGGAUUGUUGGUAUUCGUGUGCAUUCGAAGACAAGGUUGCAAUCUAUUGGAAAACCGUUUGAUGAUGAUUCAUCAAUAUAUUUUCCGAUUGAAGCUUAUAAGGAGAGAAUUGAUAAAAUCUGGGUAUGGGAUUUCCCUGGAUUAUAUCUUACGAUCCAUACUACCUUAGGUCGAUCCCAAUAUUUUGGUGCACUAGGAGGCCCAGAGUCUACAGAUAUGUACAAAAGUUUCCAGCCAUCGCAAGGGCAGUUUAUACAAGGCUGCUAUUUUUGGUUCUACGGCGGCCUUGCUAUUGAAUGUUUUGGCAUUGUAGAUUAA